Molecule: messenger RNA, 1683 nt
Organism: Rotaria sp. Silwood2
Lineage: Eukaryota; Metazoa; Rotifera; Eurotatoria; Philodinida; Philodinidae
Source: the annotation of a GenBank genome assembly
AUGUUCAAAGAUAUUCACAACCACGAACAACGGAACCAAACAUCCCGAUUACCAUCUCCUGUGCGACAAUCAGUCGAAAAAUAUGUUGGUAUAGGUUUAAAUGAAGCUCAAAUUCGUUCGUCUAUCUCAAUAGAUUAUCCAAAUAUAACAGUACAGUCAAUUAAAUUACCAUCAUUAAUUCAAACCAAAUGGCGAAAGUCUCAUCCUAAAAUGUAUUCGAUUCAUGAUUUUCGAGAAUGGUGUGAUAAUCAUCGCGACGGAAUUUUAUCAUAUUCAACGUUUGUACCAUUCUAUUAUAUAAAUGAUGUGAAUGAUUUAUUUGUGUUUUUUACAACGAAAAAAUUAUUUCAACAAAUUCAAUUUACCAAAUUAUUGCAAGUCGAUGCCACUGGAGACAAGGCCGUAGCUUAUCUUAACCGAUCAACUGUAUUAAGAAGAGAGUCGAUUGGAAUUCAUGUAUUUUCUCGUCAACAAGCACUCGUAAUGAAUAGUGGAAAACCUGUUUAUCUUCAAUUUAUGUUAAUUGAAAAUGGAAAAUUAUUUUAUAAUUUGGAUAUUGUGGGAGAAAAUUAUGUUUCACCAAAUGAAAUAACAGAUCAAUGUCUGCUUACAGAUAUUAAACGCUUAAUUGUUGAUCCAACAGAUACAUGGUUAGUUACAUUUGAAGAAUGUUCAAUAAAUUCAAAUAGUGAUGAUCAUCAAUACGAAAGAAAACAUACAUUUUGGAAAUUUAAUUUAAAUAAUAACCAAUUUAAAUUAAAUACAAGUGUAACAUAUACAUAUGGACAAGAAACAUUAAAUAAAAUGUUAUUUCAUCCACAUAAACUUGAAUUGGCAACAAUUGGAAACGAUGGUUUUAUUAAAGUUCGAAAUUUUAUUCAAAACCCUAUUGCAAUUAAAAUAAAAUUAUGUUGUUCAUUUGAAAAUUUGGUAACCGUACGGAUUGAUACAAUAGAUGAUAUAACUGAAGAAUCUGGUCAUGAAUAUUCCCGUUGUUUUGCUCAUAAUGAUCGAAAAAAUCCAGUUGAAUUUAAUUUAUUUAAUUGUUUAAAUGGGCAAUUUAUUAAAUCAUUUUCAUGGCAUGUUCAUGCUUUAGCCAAAGAUCUAAGAUCAUCAAUUAUUGCUCUUUUUGAUAAAAGUUUUCUUCAUUUUUAUUCAUUUUCUGAUGGAAAAUGUCAUUCACGUAAAAGUUCAUUAUUUCGUCGUGUUACAUCAGUUACAUAUAUUGCAAAUGAAAAAUCAUCUGCAUUUGCUCCACUUCAACAUUCGACAUUAAUUUUUUAUAUUCCACAAGAAAAAACGUUAGAUCAAACGGGAAAAGUUCGUCAUGUAAUUUAUUUUCUUGCUGUUGCUAAACCAGCAUCAAUCAAAGUUCCACAAGAUAAAAAAACCUAUUCAAUUUAUUCAUUUAAAUCAAUUAGAAGAACAAGGAUAAAAUAUGAACAAACUUUGAAUAAAAGACUGGGAAAACAAGAUAUUGCAGUUAUUAUGCAUACAAGUGGAAGUACUGGAACACCAAAAGAUUUAACAUUAACAGUAUGUUUGGAAUUAAAAUCUAUUUAUCAUUGUUUAUGGUGUUUUGAUGAUAAAAACUAUUGUGGAUUUCGUAUAUGGUCAAGUGAAACAGAACAAAUUGAUGAUAAUAAUGAUAAAGAAGAAGCAGUUUUUUUUAUUGGAAUAUGA